This is a messenger RNA of Hevea brasiliensis (rubber tree), 1704 nucleotides long. RefSeq names its product cytochrome P450 714C2-like. Lineage: Eukaryota; Viridiplantae; Streptophyta; Magnoliopsida; Malpighiales; Euphorbiaceae. The record is from RefSeq and is a predicted model, not a curated record. The transcript has 5 exons. Gene Ontology annotation, molecular function: monooxygenase activity; oxidoreductase activity, acting on paired donors, with incorporation or reduction of molecular oxygen; iron ion binding. The coding region runs from base 35 to 1555 and encodes 506 amino acids.
UUGUGGUAUGAACUUCUAUUAUUGCUAGGAAAUAAUGGAAGAGACAUUCCCUCUUUUUUCUGCUGUUUUGCUUCUGCUUUGCGGCUUUCUAAUUAUUUGUCUACGCCGUGUUUGGUGGAAGCCUGAAAGUUGUAGAAUAAAGCUUAAGGAGCAAGGGAUCACAGGUCCUCCACCCUCUAUGAUAUUGGGAAACAUUCCAGAAAUGAAGAGAAUGGUGUCUCAAAUUUCUGAAACUCCAAAGAUAGAUGGUUGUUUAACAGUCUUACCAUAUUUCCAGCAAUGGACCAAAAACUAUGGAAAAUUAUUUAGGUUUGAACUUGGGGGAAUACAAUUGUUAUACGUGAGUAAUCUAGAGCUGGUGAAGGAAAUAAGUCGCUUUAGAUCAUUGGACCUGGGGAAACCUGCUUACCUACAAAAUGAGAGAGGAGCUUUAUUAGGCAAAGGCCUUAUUACAGCAAAUGGUGCAGUUUGGUCUCAUCAGAGAAAGACCAUUGCUCCACAGCUCGGCACGGAGAAGGUUAAGGAUAUGGUGAAGCUGAUGGUGGAGUCUGGAGAUAUACUAGUUAAAACGUGGGAGAAGAUAAUCGACAGUGAGGGUGAGGAUGGGAUUGUCGAGAUCAUGGUAGAUCAGCAUAUGAGAAACUUUACCUCUUACAUAGUUUCCAAAGUAAUAUUUGGGAAUGAUCAUCAUAAAGGAAUAAAAAUAUUUCCAAAAUGUCAAGCUCUUAUUAACGCCAUGGGUGGUGCUACAACCCUUGGAAUUCCCUUAUCAAGAUUUCUCCCCACCAAAGCAAAUAGAACAGCGUGGAAAUUAUCCGAAAAGAUUCAUGGCAUGAUUAUGGACAUAUCUAAGGAGAGAAUUGGAUCUACAUCCAAAGACAUGUUACAAGUGAUCCUAGAAGGUGCCGAGAAUGGUGAGCUUUGGCCAUUAACAAAAGAUGAGUUCAUAGCUGACAACUGCAAAGAUAUCUUCUUUGGUGGCUAUGAACCACCUGCUCUUGCAGCAAUUUGGGGUUUAAUGCUGUUAGCUUCGCAUCCUGAAUGGCAAGCUCGUGCUCGUUCUGAGGUUCUGGAGGUCUGUGAGGGCCAACAGAUACUAGAUUACAAUAUGCUUACCAAGAUGAAAGUGUUAAAAAUGGUGAUCCAAGAGGUUUUGCGGCUUUAUCCAGGAGUGGCAUUGGCAUCGAGGCAUGCCCUGCAAGAAGUGAAGAUUGGUAAUGUGCAGGUUCCAAAAGGCGUAGGAAUUUGGAUAUUCCUAUUAGCAUUACAUCGUGACCCUGAGCUUUGGGGACCUGAUGCAGACGUGUUUAAUCCCGAGAGGUUCAUUAAUGGAGUUACAGGAGCUUGCAAGUCUGCACAAGCCUAUAUACCUUUUGGCUUGGGAGCUCGAAUUUGUCCUGGACAGAACAUGGCUAUGAUGGAAUUGACGGUGCUGUUUGCUCUCAUAUUGUCCAAUUUCAACAUUAGCAUUUCUCCUAAUUAUCUUCACUCUCCGAAAUUUGGUCUGCUUUUGGAGCCUGAGCAUGGUGUGAAACUUCUCGUUCGAAAGAUAUAGCUGCUUCGCCUGAGUCAGCAUAGUAUCAUAUAAGCGUGCUAAAUAAGCAUUUAGAAUAAAGGUUUAUGAAAAAGGGAAGAUUGACCCUUUUGUUGUUGGAAGUAUAAAUUUAAGAUAUUAAUAUUAAAAUUAUCAUAAUUUUAUCAAGA